Molecule: messenger RNA, 4139 nt
Organism: Mugil cephalus (flathead mullet)
Lineage: Eukaryota; Metazoa; Chordata; Actinopteri; Mugiliformes; Mugilidae
Gene: ccdc85cb
Product: coiled-coil domain containing 85C, b
Exons: 7
Coding region: 795-2006 (403 amino acids)
Cellular component (GO): apical junction complex
Source: RefSeq, a predicted model, not a curated record
UGCCGUGUGGAUCUCCAGCGCACUUUUCAUCUACCUGCUGCCCACUCCUCUCCCACGUCUUGAUUGGCCGUCUUGGUCGAAAUCCUCUUGAAUGAUUUCAAACCCGAGUGUUUGGACAAGAAGGCGGAGAAGGAGGCGGGGGUGCCCGCUGCUAAUUCCGAGCUGAGUGGAAAAGACUGAGCCCUCCGUCCACCAGCGCACGGCUUCAGUAAAGAGGUUUACCGUGGAUAGUUGUUGACGGUAAAAACGCGUCCGAGAGCGCAUCGCCGGCGAAGAGGGUUACCCACGGGCACCGCGUCUAUCAGAGCAUUGUUAUUAUUUUUAAGAUUAAUUACCAUACAGUUAUCGGGCCGUUUUUAGUUUCCCAUCGUUUGAAUGGAGUGAGGUCCAGCGAAGACGGCGCACAUUGCGAUGGGACGCGUUGUGCCUUACUGCUGACAGGACUCUGCGCCCGGGACUAGGUGCUGAUUGGAAAUCUUUGCUGAUGGAAUAUUGAAAUGUGUUCGUUGUUGACGGAAUGUGAGUACCAGCGGUCGUUUCCCAGAUUCACAAAGGCUUUUCUGUAGCCAGAUUAGUGAGGGAGUUCGGUCCGUGCGCGGGUUGCCGUAGCAUCACAUUCACAUUUUCCCUUUCAUUAUCGGCCUGCCGGAGAUCAGGGCAUGACAGCACUCUUGGAUUUUGGACAACGCGUUCGCAUUUUAACACGAUUUCCCAAUUGAGAUGAGGUUAAAUGAGUUUUGAUAGUUGAUUUAAAGCCGACUGUUUACACGAACUGAGACUGAGCCAAGCUAGUCAUGGCUAAGAAUCCGUCCGAGGGGCCGAAGGAUGACCUGAGCCAGCUGACGGACGAGGAGCUGCUGCGGUGCAGCAAAGAGGACCUGGUCAGGAAAUUAAGGAGGGUUGACGGUGAGAAAAUGAACUUGAUGAUCGAGCACGGCAACCUGAUGAAAGACAUCAACCGACGGCUGCAGGUGCACCUGCACGAAAUCCGGAGCCUGAAGGAGAUCAACCAGAAGCUGCAGGACGACAACCACGAGCUCAGGGAGCUGUGCUGCUUCCUGGACGACGACAGGCAGAAGGGCAAGAAGCUGUCCCGGGAGUGGCAGCGCUUCGGCCGAUACACCGCCAGCGCCAUGUGGAAGGAGGUGGGCGCCUACAUGAUGAAGCUGAAGGAGCUGGAGGCCAACCAGGAGACCGUGCUGAGGGAGAACUCUGAACUGAAGGAGAUCAUCCUCAUGUUGGACGAAGAGAGGAACGGGGCAGGCUCCAGGAGCUCCAUAGACAGUCAGUCCAGUUUGACCAACCUGAACGGGGGCACCGGCACUGUCAGGGAUGUUGGGGAUGGGAGUAGCACCUCCAGCACGGGUAGCGCCGGGAGCCCAGACCACCACAAUCACAACCACAUACACAAGCCCUCAGAGAACACUAAGAUGAGGAGGUCCAUGGAUGACCUGUCAGCGCCACACCAUCACAGGAGCAUCCCCAAUGGACUUAAUGAUUCCUCCUCCAACUACAUCAGGCAGCUGGAGACGAAAGUGCGGAUCCUGGAGGACGACAACAAUAAGCUCCUCUCGCAGGCUUAUAGCCGAUAUAGCUUAUCGCAAAUACAGACGAAAAAGCAGUGUAACCCAGGUGACCUUCGUGCCCUGAGGAAGGGAAUGACUCUGUACCACUCAGAGUCCCAGCUGUCCUCACUGCCACAGCGCCAAGAAGCCAUGCACAUGGGUACUGGCCGUCUACCAACCAGCGAGUCCUCUCCUGCCACAGGCUACCUGUCCUGUGUCCAGAAGCCUGAAGCCGUGGUGCAUGCCAUGAAGGUGCUGGAGGUCCAUGAGAACUUGGACAAGCAGCUUCCCGAGGACUACGAGGACGAUCUCAGCGAGAAGGAGAAGGCCAUUGUGCGAGAGAUGUGCAACGUGGUGUGGAGAAAACUGGGUGAUGCAGCUGGAUCAAAGCUGUCCGUCAGACAGCAUCUCUCUGGGAACCAGUUCAAAGGGCCACUGUAGCAUGGCAACCAGCGACGGGCCGCAGGACACACUGCACCUCCGCUCACCUGAAAACACCACCUUACUACUUGCGCCUACACGACCCUUCAUGCCAUGCUCCAUGCUGCCUACAGCACCCAGCAUUCCUUCAACUAACACUCUCUUAUGACUGACAAACGUGGAACGGGCCAUCCGGUCUGAUAUUCACAUGUACAAUGCUACAUGUACGUUUUAUCUCUCGAUGCUUGUGUUGACAACUGGCAGCUAGUUUCACUGAUUCACCACUUUUCUUCAUUGAUUCGGAGGCUUUCGGAUACACAGUGGUCUCUCUCUGUACACUAGCUACACACCCACUCUGCUUUAAGCCCUACUAGAGCAUAGCUGCGCUAUAAUAAGCUAGCGAUAGAUGUGGUUUUAAGCACAGACCUGACAAGGCCGCAGGGGCAGAAAUCUCUUCACGUGUUGCUGGGAUGAUGCAAAGGCAACAUGUGGCGGUAUCUUCAGAUGCGUUUUUGAUAGUACCUCCCAUAGAGACUUUAGCUCCUGUCACAUGUAUCGCCUUCCCCCCUAGUGGUCAAUGAGUAUAACUAGCAUUAGCGUUCUAAAAUGUUAACUAAGUGAAAUCCACUGUGACCUAGCGCCUUUUUGCUCGUAAGACAAGUCUAUGGAUAAUAAAGUCUAGAGAUCACUGUUAACUUGUGUAUAUUAUGUAUAAAACCAUAGCACUACUUCAUUGUUACUGUUGAUUUGACUUUAUCUGUUUUGUAUUCUAGCGUGGCCAUGUGAUCAAUAAUUCAGUUCUGAAAGCACACACAGCCAGACCUUAAACAGGGUUUGCUUUUGGUGAUAUAUAGGUUAUUUUUUUUUUCUUCUCUUCCACAUGAAUUGCUAUUACGUAUUUUCUCUGUAACCUCUGAAAAAAGCAUCACGGCCAUUCUCAAUCAUGCAUCUUUCUCCUUUUGUUAGUGAACAGAUACAUUUCUUACUUUGUAAAACAAACUAAAAUUGUGUGCUGUGUGCAUGCUCGACAAUCAUUUUCUCAGGUUGGGAGGGCUACAGCUUUACCUUUGCCCAUCUGUGAUUGCGUGUUUGUGUGUGUGUGUGUGUGUGUGCGUGUGUGUGUGGAAGGAGACUGAAUGGUUCUCUUGCAGCUGUAGCAUCUACCUGUGAAUUCUCUUUUUGGCUAUUGAACCCCGGUUACAAGACGGUUGAAGACUGCUGAAGACAUUUUCUGAAUCCAUCCGGGCAAAUCCCGUAAUGACAUUUUUAAGGUUAAAUACAAAACCCCAUGUUUAGUUUAAAUGACUUUUUUUCAAUUGCUCUAAAUUCCUUUCCUCUAUUUUAUAUCUCUGAAGAUUUAUCUUGUCAUGGAUUCAGCAGGUGUAUUUAUGCAGUGCAUGUUAAUUCUUUUUUUUUUCUUCUUCUUAGAAUAUAAAGGUUAAAGUCUUCCCUUUGAUGUGUCCAUACCAUAAAACACUAACAAUUUUAAAUGAGUAUUUCUUAAUGUCAGAAUGAACACUUUUCUGUCAGUGUAUUUAUUGCCAGGUGGAAGAUAGAGAUGGGAGCGCCGUCAGUAACUGAGCAGCCAGUUUUUGAAUCUAGCAGGUUUACUCGCACGGUGAGGUUAUCUAAUAGGUUUGUGGAGUGGCUGGUAGCUCAGGCUCUCCCAUCUCUAGAGUUAUUUGUUCCAAAUUAGAACAUGUCGGAGGCUGUGCACCUCUGAAUUCUCAAAAAUAAUGAGUCAAAAAUAAUACGAAUCAAAAUCAGAAUUUUUUUUUCUUUAAAAAAAAGUGUCCUUUUUUCUAGGAACUGAUUUGAAGCCAUGAUGCGAUUUUGAAUUCUUUAUAUAUGGCAUUUGAUUUGAGACGUGCCAUUUUUUAUUCGUCGUGUUUUGAUUUGGAACCUAACUGUAAUUCUUUUUUUCUUUUUUAAACAUCUAUAGAUUUUCUUUUUUUCUGCCUAUAUGCUAAAACCACAGAACAGAGUCCUAGAAUCUACAGCGUAAGUGUCUUUUCCUGUAGUAACUAGCAUGUCUGUAACUUCUUUUCAUGAAUUUCACUGAUGAGAUGAAUAUUUGGCAGGUGAAAAGAAAACAGGAAAUAGGCCACUUUUAGAUGAGAAAUUUGGGAGAAAAUAAACAAGUUGCUUAAUGAU